CGAAGAUAUAAAUUACAAAAUAUUAUUAUUAUUAUUAUUGGAUAAUUAAUAUUAUGUCUAUACUAAACCCGUUCCAACUUUUGGAACUGAAUGUCAUCUCGGCGCAGGACCUGUCUCCCGUCUCACGUUCGAUGCGAACCUACGCCGUCGCCUGGGUUCACCCGGACCGGAAGCUCUCGACCCGGGUCGACACGCGUGGCCACAAUAACCCCACGUGGAACGACAAGUUCGUCUUCCGGGUCGACGAGGAUUUCCUCCAAAACGACACCUCCGCCGUCAUGAUCGAAAUCUACGCUCUCCAUUGGUUCAAGGACAUCCACGUUGGUACCGUCCGGAUCCUCGUCGGAAACCUGAUCCCGAAUCCUCUUUCUCGAGCGGCUUCGUCAUCUUUCGGCAACAACAAUCGCCACCACCAUUACCACCACCCCCAGCUGGGGAUGAGGUUCGUUGCGUUGCAGGUUCGCCGGGCCUCUGGUAGACCGCAGGGCAUUUUAAACAUUGGGGUUGCUCUGCUUCACAGCUCCAUGAGAAGCAUGCCGUUGUAUUCUCAGCUGAGCACCUCGGCCGUUGGAUAUAAAGAAUUAAUGGGCGAAGAAGACCCAAUUCAUCAUCACAAUAGUAACAAUAAUAACAAUAGCAGCCUAACCAAUACUAUUCACGUGGGUUUGUUGUCGGAGCUCCGGCGGACCAAGAGUGAUGUGAGUUCUUUGAUGGGGUCCGAGACCAGGGCAAAGGAAUUUAAAGGGAAGCCGAAAAAGGGAAAAAAGUCAAGCUCCAUGGUCAACGAAUCCGAAGCUAGCUCGUUAUUGAGGAGGAGGAGACACCGGAAGAAAGGCGGAAGCUCCUUGAUCAGCAGCGCCGUUAGUCGCCGGACGGGAAAGAGUAAUUUGGGUAAACCGAGUUCGGCAGUUAAUUACGGUUCGGAAGUUAAGGUGGAGACGACACCACGUAAGGGCAAAAGUGGAAAAGUGAGUUCGUUAAUUAACGGUAUUUCGGAAGUUGUUGCGGUGGACCCACCGAAGAAGGAAAAAACUAAGAAUAAGAGUUCGUUAAUUAACGGUAAUUCGGAAGUUGACGUGGGAAUUGAAUAUAACCGUAUCCCGCCAAAGAAAAAGGACAUCAUUAAGCCUAUUUUGAAACCCUCUCCGUCGUUUGGACGGGACGCGGCGGCGAUAAUUAAUGCCUCGCCGAGAGCCAAGCCGUCGCCGAGGUUCAACCUAACCGAACGGAGCGCCCCAAGGAGCGGAAACCACCACGGAAAAUCGCCGUUUCAUAGCUCCAAGUUUCAUCCAACUCCAACGACGUACGAGUACGCAACACCGAGGAAAUCGCCGCUCAUGACCAGAGGCCCGGCGUUCUUGACGGAGUCGGAGCUCGGGCCGUCUCCAUCGGAGGUGGCGGAAGCGAUCGCCAAACAGCUUGCUCCCGCGGAGGAGACGGAGAGCUCACUUCUCGGCGGAUGGAGCGUGGAUGAGAGCAUGGAGGGCCUUCGGUCGAAGCUCGAGCGGUGGCGGACGGAAUUGCCUCCUGUCUAUGACCGCGGCGAAUUCUCGAGUGUGUCGGAGUCCCGCCACAAUCGCCGCCACACCGACGGCGGCAGCGGCAGCGGCCUAUUCUCUUGCUUCAGCAACAUUUGUGGUGUGGAAUGUUCCAUUGUUUGCGGGUCGGGUAGCGGGUCGGUCUCCAAGAAAUCCAAUAGCAGUGGGCGGCUGAUGCGAAGUCCCUCGGCUGAUAAUCUCGUUUACAAGUAACGGGUUCGGAUAAACGGGUUUCGGGUCGGGCUUUUAUUCACCCGAUUCUUAUUAAGAGGUAUUUAUCUAUGGCUAUUGGAUAUGAGCCAACGGGUAUUUGAUAAAUAUGCUAGAGGAUUGAUCAAUGUUCGGUUAGGCCAAGUCUUCUUCAAUUGCUAUUGUUGUUCUAUACUUUUUUUUCUUUUAAAAAAAUAAACCCUUAUAUUCUUUUUUGUUGUGUAUUUUUAUGUUUUAUUAAUUAUUUGGGUGAUCCAAUCAAGAGCUACUCCAUAUUUCUGCAAAAUCAAUUAUAAAGAUUUGUAGAAUUGACAUCUCUCUCUAUACAUAUAUGAA
This is a messenger RNA of Humulus lupulus (European hop), 2084 nucleotides long. RefSeq lists its product as uncharacterized. The transcript has a single exon. Lineage: Eukaryota; Viridiplantae; Streptophyta; Magnoliopsida; Rosales; Cannabaceae. Bases 54 to 1751 code for a protein of 565 amino acids. Gene Ontology annotation, biological process: defense response. The record is from RefSeq and is a predicted model, not a curated record.